UUAGUGUCUGAUGACCAGUUUGCGGCCAUUGAAGGCCUCUACUCUGCAGUCGGCACCAUCGUUUCCAUAAUUGGCCUGGUGACAAACGCAAUAACGAUAAAAACCUUUGUGGCCAUGGGAGCAGACGACGGAGUUACGGUGUCCUUCUUGUGCCUGUCGUCUGCAGAAUUCGUUUGCUUCUUGGCCUUGUUGGGCCAGGAGCUAUCGAUGACCCUCUGGGUGAUAGAGAUGAUCAGCGGCUAUCGAAUUGUGUUUUUUAUUCAACCGAUGGCUUUCAACAACUUCUUUGGCAAUAUUCGCAAUUGUCUCUUCACUAUUCCAGUCCUGAUGACAGUCUACCUUUCAGUGGCUAAAUGCAUGUGCGUUGUUAAACCCUUACAUUUUAAAAACAUGUUUUCCGUGAGACAGACCUUGUGGAUUAUGGCAGGUUUUUGCGUUUUUGCCAUCGUUAGCUACGUGCCUAUCUUUGCUAGUAUUGGCGUCCCCGAGCUAUACGAUGGGAACAUAAACAAAACUAGACCCAUGCUGUGGAUAUCCCCAGAGCUGGACGUCAUUAAAAAUGUUGUAUGGACCAUGAGAGAUUCGGUACCCUGUUUUGCGUCUGAGGUUAUCAUCAUCAUAUGUAUCUACGUCAUGUCUGACAGUCUGAUGCGUGCUACCAAGUUCCGGGCCUCGUCAACAUCAGGAGGUAUGUCGGCAAGCAUACGAGAUAGUCAUCAUAAGUAUGGUAAGCACGUCAAAGGAAAUACCAGCCAGCUUGGAGGCAGCGAAUUGCAGGUGAUUAAGCAGGUGGUUCUCAUCUCAGUCGUAUACAUUGUCGGCAACACACCGAAAAUUGUCGUAUUCCUGGCCAUGUCUGUUGUGCCAGAUUUAAGAAUUGGUCAGCGACAUCAAAAUCUGGUCGUUGUAAUCGCCAACACCAGGGAACUGAUUGAGAUGAUCAUGUCGGCCGUCAACAUCUUUAUCUACUACGAAUACAACUCUAAGUUUAGGAGCUUGUGUAAAUAUUGA
Messenger RNA from Lymnaea stagnalis (great pond snail), 1011 nucleotides. The record is from the annotation of a GenBank genome assembly. Lineage: Eukaryota; Metazoa; Mollusca; Gastropoda; Lymnaeidae.